This is a messenger RNA of Dipodomys ordii (Ord's kangaroo rat), 1786 nucleotides long. RefSeq names its product cytochrome P450 26A1. Gene Ontology annotation, biological process: sterol metabolic process. Bases 101 to 1594 code for a protein of 497 amino acids. Gene Ontology annotation, molecular function: monooxygenase activity; heme binding; iron ion binding. The record is from RefSeq and is a predicted model, not a curated record. The transcript has 7 exons. NCBI's taxonomy places the organism in Eukaryota, Metazoa, Chordata, Mammalia, Rodentia, Heteromyidae.
UACGUGGGCAGUAACCUGGACCGCCUAUAAAACAAGCGCGCGCGGCAGGGUCUGGAGCGCUGGCGGCGGCGGCAGGUGGCGCGGGAGGCCGCGGUGUGCCAUGGGGCUCCCGGCGCUGCUGGCCAGCGCUCUCUGUACCUUCCUGCUGCCGCUGCUGCUCUUCCUGGCUGCGAUCAAGCUCUGGGACCUGUACUGCGUGAGCAGCCGCGACCGCAGCAGCGCCCUGCCUUUGCCCCCCGGGACUAUGGGCUUUCCGUUCUUUGGGGAGACCUUGCAGAUGGUACUGCAGCGGAGGAAGUUCCUGCAGAUGAAGCGCAGGAAAUACGGCUUCAUCUACAAGACACAUCUGUUCGGACGGCCCACGGUGCGGGUCAUGGGUGCCGACAACGUGCGGCGCAUCUUGCUGGGAGAACAUCGGCUGGUGUCGGUGCACUGGCCGGCGUCGGUGCGCACCAUUCUGGGCUCCGGGUGUCUCUCCAACCUGCACGACGCCUCGCACAAGCAGCGAAAGAAGGUGAUCAUGCGGGCUUUCAGCCGCGAGGCGCUCCAGUGCUACGUGCCAGUGAUCGCCGAGGAGGUGGGCAGUGGCUUGGAGCGGUGGCUGAGCUGCGGCGAGCGCGGCCUGCUGGUCUACCCCGAGGUGAAGCGCCUCACGUUCCGCAUCGCCACGCGCAUCCUGCUGGGCUGCGAGCCCCUGCGGGCCGGCGGGGAGGAGGGCGAGCAGCAGCUCGUGGAGGCCUUCGAGGAGAUGACCCGAAACCUCUUCUCGCUGCCCAUCGACGUGCCCUUCAGCGGGCUGUACCGGGGCAUGAAGGCGCGGAACCUCAUCCACGCGCGCAUCGAGGAGAACAUCCACGCCAAGAUCCGCCGGCUGCGGGCCGCGGAACCGGGAGAGGGCUGCAAAGACGCGCUGCAGCUGCUGAUCGAACACUCGUGGGAGAGGGGAGAGCGGCUGGACAUGCAGGCGCUAAAACAAUCUUCAACCGAACUCCUCUUUGGAGGGCAUGAAACCACGGCCAGUGCGGCGACAUCUCUGAUCACUUACCUGGGGCUCUACCCACACGUUCUACAGAAAGUUCGAGAGGAGCUGAAGAGUAAGGGCUUACUUUGCAAGAGCAAUCGCAACAACAAGUUGGACAUGGAAAUUUUGGAACAACUUAAAUACACUGGAUGUGUUAUUAAGGAGACCCUUAGACUGAAUCCCCCCGUUCCAGGAGGGUUUCGGGUUGCUCUGAAGACUUUUGAAUUAAAUGGAUACCAAAUUCCUAAGGGCUGGAAUGUUAUCUACAGCAUCUGUGACACGCACGAUGUGGCUGACAUCUUCACAAACAAAGAAGAAUUUAAUCCGGACCGAUUUAUGCUGCCUUACCCAGAGGACGCAUCCAGAUUCAGCUUCAUUCCAUUCGGAGGAGGCCUUCGGAGCUGUGUAGGCAAAGAGUUCGCAAAAAUUCUUCUCAAAAUAUUUACAGUGGAGCUGGCCAGGCAUUGUGACUGGCAGCUUCUCAAUGGCCCUCCUACGAUGAAGACUAGUCCCACUGUGUAUCCUGUGGACAAUCUCCCUGCAAGAUUCACCCACUUCCAGGGGGAAAUCUGAUGGGCAUGAAUGCUCAAACCUCGGACUUAGUGAAGUGUACAUAUACGUUUUUAUAUAGUGCCAUGCUGACUUUAUUGUAUUUAAUUUCUGAUGUAUAUUAUACUAUUUAUGUGUCUCCAUUGCAGUACUAUGGUCUUUAAAUAUUAAAAUGAUGAAUUUAUGUAAUUGCCAAUAAAGGACAGUUCGAAAGUA